Procambarus clarkii (red swamp crayfish) is the source of this 1843-nucleotide messenger RNA. NCBI's taxonomy places the organism in Eukaryota, Metazoa, Arthropoda, Malacostraca, Decapoda, Cambaridae. The record is from RefSeq and is a predicted model, not a curated record.
CGCCUUGUGUGGUUGUGUGUGUUCGAGCGUUGAUGCCUCUAGGAGGUCACUAGAAACAAGAUGCUUCAAUAUGGUGUUGUGGAGAGGAAACACAUGAGAGUAGCGUGUAUGGCCGUGGUUCUCCUGCUGGUCGCCUACUGCUACAUCACACACUUCAGCCCUCCCCUACACCAACCACUACCUCCCCUACAACAACCUCUACCUCGCCACCCAUCAACAACGAACGUGUCAAGCAGCCUCACUACAAACGAGGAACAUCUCCCAUGGUGGGACGGUGGACGCUGCAGAUGUGACGGGAAGGUCUGUGUUCCUGAGAAGGAAGUCCCGAAAGUGUCCUUGGAAGGCGUGGGCGGUUCGUGUGGCCGGCGGGCAUGGGCGGCAGGACCCAAGCAGCGGGUGGUCUCCUAUGCUGUGUUUGGAAACAACUCCGACUAUUGGCUGGGACUUGAUGAGCUUCUGACAGAGAUCGCCCGUAUGUAUCCCGAGUGGGUAGUGAGAGUCUACACCAUCCCACAGCCCACCCUCGCUGCUGACUUCUGCCCACUCCUGAGACGUCACCCCCACCUGUACAUCUGUGACGUCACCAACCUGCCACCACCCGUGGGCAACAUAUCCGGCCUCCACCCCAUGAUGUGGCGCACGGCCCCCCUGGGGGACCCCCAGCUGACACACCUCAUGGUCCGGGACACUGACUCACAGGUGAGUGAGCGAGAGCAGGCGGCAGUGAACGCCUGGCUGGCGUCAGGGAAGCAUUUGCACGUGAUGCGGGAUCACCCACAACAUGGUGCGCCUAUCUUGGGUGGGACUUGGGCAGCUCGCUGGGACCAAGACAUCAUCAACGCCAGUGAACUCAUUACCAUCAGGGACCUCAUGUUCAGGGACGCUGUUGGCACCUCCCGUUAUGGAGGAGAUCAAGCCAUUUUAGCAAGAAGACUGUGGCCGGUGAUGAAGGGUCAGGUGCUGGGCCACGACAGUUACACCUGCACAGCUUUCCCAGGAAGUGUUCCAUGGCCCACGCAGCGGGUGGACGGGUUCUUCGUGGGAUCUCCCAGAUAUCGGAAACAGUACAGGAAUGAGAAAGUAUCCGCUCACUGUCCAGUUCAAUGCCGCCCCCAGCAACACCAGGACUGGUUGUUAUGCUGAUUGUCUCACAAUGUCUACAUCCCCAGUAAAGUUCUAUUUGAGCUGUUUUUCAUUAUUAAUUAAGUCGUUUUGGUCUAAUAGUAGGUUAUGAGUUAAAGUUUUUGGUUAUGGUCAACUGGAUUUUCUCCUCUGGAUAUAAUGUCCUUCAUAAUGUCUUCAUCUGUCAUGUAUUUGGCGCUCAUGAUGAAUUUAUAAUAUAAAUUGAGAGGUGGGGGCUUCUGGUGUGGUGGGUUAGAGUUAUAUCAUUUAUCUAGAUAAUUUUUACUAUAGGCCCUCACUUCUUUCUUUAUCUAUAGUUUAUUGGGUCUUGCACACUUCUCUCCAGUUCUUAAUGCACUGCGUGACAGUUUGUGCAGUGGGUGAGAAGUCUUCAUAUGUAUGAGCUCAUCACUGAGGCCGUCCACACACAUUCCCAUGAUUGUUCGUGUCGUGUAGACUUCAGUGGUGAAGAAGGCGUCUCUGGUCUUGACGUAUACGUCGAGGGAAGGGAAUGCACCGUCGAUACCAAGUUCUUGUGUGAACUGAAGUACUGAGGCUCAGUAAGUGAUCGCUUAAUCUGUUCAAGCUCUUGAAGAUCCUUGACACUGAUGAAAAUGUCAUCAAUAUACCAAAAGCCAACACGAAACCAACAAACUUGUAAUUUAAACUGUAUAGAAUAUAAAAAAAAUUGGAGCAUGUUACAAUUAUUAAUAUAUUUUCC